AUGUCUCAGGAGAAUAAAGGUCACCACCUCCACUACCAACACCCUUCUUUAGAAGAGAGCCCUUCGUUCGAUAAUGGCGACGACUUGUUGGAAGACGAGCAGGAUAGAACUUUUAAUCUUCCGCGGGGUCAUGUCCCACAAGCGUAUCUUGAUUUUUCGAAUACGGAUGUGGCGAGCAUGGAUCAACAUCUUCCAUCGAGCAAUAUAGGAUAUAAACUUCUUAUGAAGAUGGGGUGGCAGGCUGGUCAGGGACUGGGAAAGUCUCAGCAAGGUCGGAGAGAUCCGAUAAAGAUAGAAACGAAAUCUGAUAGUUUGGGUGUUGGCAAGCAAGAAGAAGAAGAUUAUUACCAUGUGACUACUACUGCCAAACGCAAAGCUUUAGAUAGCGAGAAGAUUGCCGAGGAAACCGAGGUGGAACGUAUGAAGCGAGAGAACAAAGUCAUGAAGCAGGAAUCGAUUAAAAAAGAGUUAGAAACUAUCAAUUCAGCAUUCUAUUGCUCUUUAUGCGAUAAACAAUACACGAAAAUAUCUGAAUAUGAGACACACUUAAGCUCAUACGAUCAUAAUCAUCGAAAGCGUUUCAAAGAUAUGAAAGAUCUAAGUCGUUCCAGUAGAAUGGAUAAGAAACGUGAAAAAGAACGAAAGCGAGAGGAAAAAGAACUUGCCAGAAUUCAACAAGCAGCUCUACAAAAGGCAGGAAACAAACAAGCAGCAAGUAGUAGUGGAUCAAAAACCAUAGAGACGACAAGCUCCAAAGUCGAUUUUACUACGAAAGUGUCAAGUGAACAUAUUGGAAAAUCUUCUGCUGACGAUGGUGGCGGAUGGAGCUCUUCGUUUAACACUGCAAGCUGGACAACUGUUUCAUCUGCUUUUGUUCCGAAAGUCAAGAAUGAUGAAAAAGGUUCAGGUUUUUCAAAAGGCGGUGGUGGCUGGACCACGAGCGCAUCAUCAACAAAUGACUCCACCACCGGUAUUGGAGGAAUCAAUAAUAGCUUAGCUUCUUCACGAAUAACCGAUGGAAACAGUUCGAGUAUUCCUUUCAACUCGGUUAUUGGAAAUGGCGGCCGGAAGUUAGAAUUAUUGUCAAAAUCCAUAACCUUUAAUAAAAGUAAAGGAUAUGCUUCGACCUCGAUUAGUGGAAAGGGUAGUACACAAAGUUCGGGCGGAUGGUUGUCUGUACCAACUUCAGAGAUUGCCCAAGUGGAAAAUAAAAAUGCUGCAGAAAAAAAAUCCACCGAAAAAUUUACACCGAUAUCAUCAUCUUCUUCUUCGACUACAUCAUUCUCAUUUUUAAACUCCUCGAGAGCGAGUUCAUCUUCUGUUAAACAACAAAAAGUUCAAGAAACUGGCGAUUCUAAGACUUCGCAGAACACAAAACAAUCUGCAUUCAAAUUUGGAUUUAACAAAAAAUAA
This is a messenger RNA of Ambispora gerdemannii, 1413 nucleotides long. The record is from the annotation of a GenBank genome assembly. Lineage: Eukaryota; Fungi; Glomeromycota; Glomeromycetes; Archaeosporales; Ambisporaceae.